This is a messenger RNA of Octodon degus (degu), 5515 nucleotides long. RefSeq names its product zinc finger protein 316 (gene Znf316). NCBI's taxonomy places the organism in Eukaryota, Metazoa, Chordata, Mammalia, Rodentia, Octodontidae. The transcript has 6 exons. Gene Ontology annotation, cellular component: nucleus. The record is from RefSeq and is a predicted model, not a curated record. The coding region runs from base 537 to 3632 and encodes 1031 amino acids. Gene Ontology annotation, molecular function: sequence-specific DNA binding; DNA-binding transcription factor activity, RNA polymerase II-specific. Gene Ontology annotation, biological process: regulation of transcription by RNA polymerase II.
GCUGUCCUAGCAUCCCCUGCUCCACCUGCACCCCAGACAGCAAUGGGCUCAGGACUGUGUGGCUGUCUGGUCUGCUGUGAGCCUGAAGGCUGGCUAUCUGUCCCAUCAGUGGGAGACUGGGAUCCUGGAGCCUCUGGGGUGUUGGCAUUCUAGCCCUUAAGAUUCUCUGAUCCACCAAUCAUCAUGAAAUGCCAGAGGGCAUUUUAUAUUACCUGCUCUGGCCUAGCUACAAGCCUAUGUCUGUGACCCACUGAGCUUUCCCCAGAUGCUGAGGAUAGUGAGAAGGGCAGACCUGAAGGUGGUGUGUGUUCGUGGAUCCUCUUCCAUGACUUACAGGAAGGAGCUCAGCCUGCUGACUUCUCAGUGCUGGUCUCCCCUUUCUUUCUCUGAAGAGACCAGCUGAGCUGCCUAUCCCCUUCUCCUGCCCAUCGAAGGCCCACAGUGUGUCUGUGCUGGGGCCUCACAUCUGACAGUUCUGCUUGCCUGGCCCAUGUGUGCAGAGGACUGGGCUGAGUGAAAGCUUGCUCUCAGGGACGAUGGCAGCCCUUCAUACCAUUCUGGAUUCACCAGCUACCCAGCUUGAGAGGGUGGAGGACGGGUCUGAAUGUGAUCCUGACCAGGAGGAAGAGGAGGAGAAGGGGAAAGAUAUGGAGGAGGUGGAAGAGGAGGAGGAAGAGGAGGAAGAAGAAGAGGAAGAGGAGGAGGAGGAAGAGGAAAUAGUUGUAGAAGAGGAGGAGGCAGAGGAAGUGGCAGAGGUCGUGGAGGAAGCCGAAGUGCAGGAGGUGGCAGAGGUGGAGGUAGAGGCAGAGUUUGAGGGGGACAACGAUGAUGACGAGGAGGAGGAAGAAGACGGCGAUGACAGUGACAACCACGAUGUAGAGGAAGUACUGGCAGGGGAGCAGAGUCCAGGGCUCGGGAUCCAAGAGCAACUUAGCCAUGGUGGUGAUGCCAAGUCCCCAGUUCUGGCAAAGGCCCCACAGAUGUGCCCCAGUCCAGCCGAUGUUCAGGAUGAGGAUCUGGAGGAAGAAGAGGAGGAGGAAGAUGAUGAGGAUGAGGAUGAGGAUUUCCUGACAGCUGGGUCUCAGGGGCUGGUGACUUUUGAAGAUGUGGCUGUGUACUUCUCCCUGGAAGAGUGGGAAAGGCUGGAUGCAGACCAGCGUGGCCUCUACCAGGAUGUGAUGCAGGAGAACUAUGGGAUCCUGGUGUCCUUGGGAUACCCAGUCCCCAAGCCAGAUUUGAUCUUCCGCCUGGAACAUGGGGAAGAGCCUUGGGUCCCAGACAGCCCUCAUCCUGAGGAGGGAGACAUUGUCACUGGCGUCUACACAGGAGCCUGGUAUUGGACCGAUGACAUGGAGGACCACGAGGAGGAAGAUGAUGAGGACUUCCUGGCAGAGAUGGCUGAAGAGGAAAAUGAACCCCCAGGGUUGUGGUCUGCGGCCUAUGGUGUGGGGGAUGUGCCAGGGACAUGGGGCCCCGAUGACUCGGAUUCUGCACAGACUCCAGAGGGCUGGGGCUCUGACUCUGGCAACCUUGGGGUCCUGGCUGAGGAGUCUGAGGCAAAGUCUUUUCUGCCUGGCCAGGAGCCAGGCACAAACCUGGUGGCACCCUGGGCCUACCCCACUCCAGUGGCUGCAUCGACUGGGCGGCCGGAGACUACAUGUGACGUGUGUGGCAAAGUGUUCCCACACCGGUCGCGUCUAGCCAAGCACCAGCGCUACCACGCAGCGGUCAAACCUUUUGGCUGCGAAGAGUGUGGCAAGGGUUUUGUGUACCGCUCGCACCUGGCUAUCCACCAGCGCACGCACACGGGCGAGAAGCCCUUUCCGUGCCCGGACUGCGGCAAGCGCUUCGUUUACAAGUCGCACCUGGUCACGCACCGGCGUAUCCACACGGGCGAGCGGCCCUAUCGUUGCGCUUUCUGUGGUGCCGGCUUUGGGCGCCGCUCCUACCUUGUCACGCACCAGCGCACGCACACAGGUGAGCGGCCCUACCCAUGCACGCACUGCGGCCGCAGCUUCAGCCAGAGUUCUGCUCUUGCGCGGCACCAGGCCGUGCAUACUGCUGACCGGCCGCACUGCUGUCCCGACUGUGGCCAGGCCUUUCGCUUGCGUGCUGACUUCCAACGCCAUCGGCGCAGCGGUAGCUGCGCGGAACCCGGCGGCGAUGGCCCACGGCGGGAGCCCUGCGAGGCAGCCCCUGCACCGGGGCCAGGGGAGCCUGAGACCACACCCCAGGAACCCGAAGAGCCGGAGGUCGACACGGAAGGGGACCCUGAGGCUGAAGUGAGGGAGGAGAUGGCAGCUGCAGAGGUGCCCGCCUCUGAGAGCAAGAAGGACUCUGAGUCGAGCAGACGGUUCCUGGAGAUGGACAAUGGCUUGGGCGAAGGUGAAGGCCCCUCUUCGCACCCUCUCGGCUUCCACUUUCCUGUGCACCCCAAGUCCUGGCUGCACCCGGAGGGCUUUCAGAUCCUGGGCCUUCCUGACUUUGGGGAGCGUCUGUCAACCGACGGGCGCACCCUGCCAGGACCACUGGGGGCCCCCCUCGCGCUGGCAGAGAGCACGGGACUGGCCCGGGACCCAUUCGGCGGGAGUGGGGCUGGGGCUGGCUUGGGGCUGCGCGUAUUCGCGCCCGCUGUUGGGGGCUUGCUGGCCGAGCCGGCGCCAGCCGCACUGGCCGAGGAGGAGAGCCCGUGGAUUUGCUCGGACUGCGGCAAGACCUUUGGGCGCCGCGCCGCGCUGGCCAAGCAUCAGCGCUAUCACGCCGGCGAGCGGCCCCACCGCUGUGCCGACUGCGGCAAGAGCUUCGUAUACGGCUCGCACCUGGCGCGCCACCGGCGCACGCACACGGGAGAGCGCCCCUUCCCGUGCCCUGAGUGCGGUGCACGCUUUGCUCGCGGCUCGCACCUGGCGGCGCACGUGCGCGGCCACACCGGCGAGAAGCCGUUCGUGUGCGGUGUGUGCGGCGCAGGCUUUAGCCGCCGCGCGCACCUGACAGCGCACGGGCGCGCGCACACGGGCGAGCGGCCAUACGCGUGCGGGGAAUGUGGCCGCCGCUUUGGGCAGAGCGCGGCGCUGACGCGGCACCAAUGGGCGCAUGCCGAGGAGAAGCCGCACCGCUGUCCCGACUGCGGUAAGGGCUUCGGUCACAGCUCGGACUUCAAGAGGCAUCGGCGCACACACACGGGCGAGAAGCCCUUCCGCUGCGCCGACUGCGGCCGCGGCUUCGCGCAGCGGUCUAACCUGGCCAAACAUCGGCGCGGCCACACAGGCGAGCGGCCCUUCCCUUGCCCCGAGUGCGGCAAGCGUUUCUCACAGCGCUCAGUGCUCGUGACGCACCAGCGCACGCACACCGGAGAACGGCCCUACGCGUGCGCGCACUGCGGCCGCCGCUUCUCGCAGAGCUCGCACCUGCUUACGCACAUGAAGACGCACCGCGGCGCGGCUGGCUCAGCUGGGCAGGCAGGGGCGGCAGCGACUCCUGCGGCGAAGGCCGAAGUGCCCGCUAGGGGGCAGCUGAGUGCAGGGUCGGUGUCUGGGGAGCUCGGGAGUACGCUGCUGGAGUUCGCGGGCGGCACGAGCUUUGGCUCCGAGGCUGCGUUUGCAGGGCCUUCGGCCACCUAUGAGGAGAGCUAGGCCACCGGCCCCGUGCCUUUCUCCUCUGGUCUCCACGCGUUGAGGAUCCCCGUCCUGGGCGCGGUGCCUUCCCCGAUGCACUGCCUCCUGCCCCUCCCCAGGCUUCGGGAACCCCUCCUGCUGGGCCCCAGUUCUUGAGGUGUUGUGGGGAGCACGCUGGAGAGCAGAACACCUGGGCAGCCAGGUUAGGGCUGUUACCCUUCACCUACCUAGACUGCAACAUCCCUGGGUCCGACCUGCAAAGCAGAGCGGUUGAGAUGGUGGACGAGGCUAUUUAUUUUAUUCGGAUUUCAAUUCAGGUGGCCCAGAUAACAAGCAAUUUAGGAGUAUGCAGCCAGGUUCGACGGCGAGGGGAGGGUGGGGUGAUGGCAGUAGAGCAACCAGUUGUUCGGGUGGGUCAGCGCUGAUGUCUGGAUCACUUGUGGGUCUGGCCAAUGAGUUCUUCCCAUUCAUCAGUGAGAGGUUCAGGGAUCUGCGGGGCAUUGGAGAGUGUCUGCGAAGUUGUAAGAACUGCUGUUUGUGAGGGAGAGCUGUGUAGGUUUCCGAAGGGCACAGUUCCUCCGUAUCCCGGGAGAUAGAGGUGGGAAUGGGAAAGCUUUUAUUCUGUCGACUGUGGAUAUUUAUUUCCAUCUCUUAUAAGGCCUAAAGAAUGUGAGGGAGGAAGAGGAGGAGGAGAAAAAGCCAGAAACCAAAUCUGUGGCCCGGGUGAAUGGAUUGGGGUAUCAGCAGGGUCCACAGGGAUAGUUUGAACCCCUAUUCUUUGGCCUCAUAUUCUCCCUGCCCCUUUCCCUCAGCACUAAGUUGGGGCAGGUCUAGCUAGCAGGGUCGCUUUUUGUCCCUUCCCCCCACCUCUGUCAGUUGGAUGUAGCACGUUCAGGAAUCAUGGCGGUGCCCUAUCUACAUACAGACUGGUCUCCUGGGCUGCUGCCUCUCCCAGAGUAGGUGGUCACAUGGAACCCUGCCCUCCUGAGUCUGCUGCUCAGGUGACAUAAAGCACUGGGGUUGGUCCACAGAUCUUUCCCCACAUCCUGUGAUAAGUGCCCAAGAACCUCCACAGGUCCCUUUAACUCUACUGCCAUUAUUCUACACAUCAUUAAACAGCAAGCAGUGUUUCUGUCUAAAUGCCCAUUCACGAGGGUUAGUGGUGGCACUGAGGACCUGGCAGUUCCCACAGUGGCUGGAGGGGUGGGGAUCUGAGCUCAUAACAUCUAAUUAUGUAAGAUCCCUGUGGGUGGCCAUCCCAUCUCUAGAUAAGACUAUUGGGAGCCACUAGCCAGUAGCAGUAGCUAUGGCAGUGGUGGCGAGCCUAUGGCACACAUGGCACAGCUGGCUGCUUGGAAACUAAAAGGUUUACCAUCAGUGAGCUAGGGCAUGGCUCAUGUGAAGCCCCCUCCCUUCUUGCUUUUCGGGCUGGAUCAGAGAACUGAGAUGUUGAAGCACCUGCAUUUGCUCUUAGACCUAGUUUUUCCAUUUUAGUGUAGAUAUGGCCUUGGGGGGUGAGGGCCAGCAGCCAGGCUGCUAGGGGCUGGGUGGGGUAGCAGGUGAGGUAGUGAUGGGUGGGAGGACUACCCAGGCAGUGAGAACUAGCCUGGCAUGGAGGUUGUAGGAUGGGCUGGUGAGGAAGGCAGGGGGACCCAGGGAGGCAUCAGGAGCACUGGGCCCUGGCCUCUGUCUCAGGUGUCUCCCCUUAUGUUUUCUGGGUCACAAGCCUCUGAAAGGACCAAAGGCUGGGGCAGCUGGGUGGCUUGGAGUAUCUUGGGCAUUGCCCUACAUGGCCCAUCCCUGGCAGCAUUCAUUCCUGACCCUCUUGGACCCCAGCUGCUUCUGUCCUGUCCUGGAUCUGUCAGGAGGAGGACUUAGCUUUAAUAAUAAAGAGUGGAAAA